ACUGCAUAUCCCUUUCCACGGGGGUGACGGCUGGUCUCUCUCCUGCUCCAGUAACUGGAGGUGCAAGCUCCCUCUUCACCGGCCUCAACUUCAUUUUUUAGAAGGUCCGGGCUGUGUUCUGCUGCUAAAACCAUGGCACCCAAAAAGAACAAGGCAACCAAAAAGAGCAAGGGAGACAUAAAUGAUAUGGCCCUGAUGGUUGAGAACAGCCCCAUCAACAAGAUUAACGGGCUGAACACUCUGCUUGAAGGCGGAAAUGGCUUUAGCUGCAUUUCGACUGAAGUCACUGAUUCUGUGUAUGCCCCGAACCUCCUUGAAGGUCUGAGCACCAUGAGAAACGAAAGCUUCCUCUGUGAUCUAACAGUCGCCACCAAAUCAAAGUCAUUUGAUGUGCACAAAGUUGUCAUGGCCUCUUGCAGUGAGUACAUUAGAAACAUCUUGAAGAAGGACUCGACCCUCCAGAAGAUAGACCUGAACGACCUCUCACCGGUUGGCCUCGCUACUGCAAUUACGUACGCAUACUCGGGAAAGCUCACUCUGUCACUCUACAGCAUUGGCAGCACUAUUGCUGCAGCCAUGCUGCUGCAGAUUGGCACCUUAGUGAAGAUGUGCAGUGACUUCCUCAUGCAGGAGCUCAGUGUGGAGAAUUGCAUGUACGUAGCCAAUAUCGCUGAUGCCUACGACCUCAAAGAAACCAAGGAAGCAACUCAGAAGUUCAUGAGAGAGAACUUCAUUGAGUUUUCUGAGAUGGAGCAGUUCCUGAAGCUAACCUAUGAGCAGAUCAGCGAAUUUCUGUCAGAUGAUUCCCUGCAGCUACCUUCUGAAGUUACAGCCUUCCAGAUUGCCAUGAAAUGGCUGGACUUUGAUGAGAAGAGGUUAAAGUAUGCGGCAGAUCUGCUAACUCUCAUCAGGUUUGGCACUAUCACUCCCCAAGACCUGGUGAAUCAUGUCCAAGGUGUGCCAAGAAUGAUGCAGGACCCCGAGUGCCACCGCCUCCUCGUCGAUGCUAUGAAUUACCAUCUGCUUCCGUACCAACAGAACAUCCUCCAGUCACGCAGAACAAAAGUACGUGGUGGUCUCAAAGUGAUUCUCACAGUUGGCGGACGCCCUGCCUUGACAGAGAAAUCUCUCAGCAAAGACGUUCUCUACAGAGAUUCAGAUAAUGUGUGGAAUAAGCUGACGGAGAUGCCAGCAAAGAGCUUCAAUCAGUGUGUUGCAGUCCUGGACGGAUUCCUGUAUGUUGCGGGGGGUGAGGACCAGAAUGAUGCAAGAAACCAGGCAAAACAUGCCGUGAGCAACUUCUGCAGGUAUGACUCCCGGUUCAAUGCUUGGAUUCACUUGAGCAACAUGAUCCAGAGGCGCACCCACUUCAGCCUCAACACAUUCAAUGGCCUCUUGUUUGCCAUCGGAGGGCGAAAUGCUGACGGUGUGCAGGCCUCCGUGGAGUGCUACGUGCCUUCCUCCAACCAGUGGCAGAUGAAAGCACCCAUGGAGGUCCCCCGCUGCUGCCACGGCAGCUCCGUGAUCGACGGAAAAAUACUCGUAUCUGGAGGUUACAUUAAUAACGCCUACUCCAGGUCUGUGUGCUCUUACGACCCCUCCACUGACACCUGGCAGGAUAAGAGCAGUCUGAGCACGCCUCGAGGCUGGCACUGUGCCGCCACUGUGGGAGACCGCGCCUAUGUGAUCGGCGGAAGCCAGCUAGGAGGGCGCGGGGAGAGGGUGGACGUCCUUGCUGUCGAAUCUUACAACCCUCAUAGUGGGCAGUGGAGCUACUGCGCACCUCUUCACACGGGGGUGAGCACAGCAGGGAUUUCCAUUUUGAAUAGCAAGAUCUAUCUCCUCGGUGGCUGGAACGAGGGCGAGAAGAAGUACAAGAAAUGCAUUCAGGUUUACAACCCUGACCUCAAUGAAUGGACUGAGGAUGAUGAGCUGCCAGAAGCCACAGUCGGAAUUUCAUGCUGUGUCGUCACCAUACCGACACGGAAAACACGAGAGUCCAGAGCCAGUUCAGUUUCAUCUGCACCUGUCAGUAUAUAAAGAAUUAGAUCAUAACAACCUUGUACUUUACAUGUCUGGAGGUUUCCAACUUGUCCAAGCUCCUGAAAAUGGUCCUUAGCUUUCAUAUUAUAUUUGGCAUCAGUAAAGCCAGGUAAUGGUUAUGAAAGAGAUAAAUUGAUGUAGUAAAUUAUUAAUUUAUCUUCUUUAUUUUUUCCUUUUUUUUGGACAAAUCUAACUCUGGGGCCAAUUCAGCCAGACUAAUUUUGUUAGCCUUUUUUCUACAGCAAAUGGAGUGCUAUUUAAAAAUCAAAUAUAAGAUAUAAAUUUCAAGAUUCCUGUUAAAAUUCACUUGCAGCACAACAAUUUUUUUUGGCCCAGUGCCAUGGAAACAAUGUAUGGUCUGACAGUCUUGUUUAUGGUGAUUAUAGCUACUGUGAUUCUCAGAUACUUGAAAAGAAGAAGAAGCUGGAGCUGGAAUAAGUGUUGGCGUCACCUACCAGGAGUAGGCGCUCGUGACUGGUGUUGAAACGCACCACGGAGCAAGACUGCAGAUUCUCUGCUUGUGUGCCACGUGCAGCAUUCUGCAGCUUUGCUCUGUAUGUUGUGUGAUCACCAUAAACACUAUUGCAGCAAAGAAAACAGGUUGGGGUUAGGAACGUGUUGGAACAAUGAGGGUUGAAUGAGUUUAGAUGUGAUGGUGAGACACUGUUUUUGUAAAAAGGACAAAAAAAAAGGAAGAAGUUAACUCGGGAAUGAUGUUCAGAGCCUGAGCUUUGCUGGAAAUCGUUAUUUAUGGAUUCCCUGACUGCUCAUGUGUUUCCAUUUUUUUUCUUUGUUUUAAUUAAAGAGAAUAAGGAUAA
Molecule: messenger RNA, 2861 nt
Organism: Pundamilia nyererei
Lineage: Eukaryota; Metazoa; Chordata; Actinopteri; Cichliformes; Cichlidae
Gene: klhl31
Product: kelch-like family member 31
Exons: 3
Coding region: 133-2040 (635 amino acids)
Biological process (GO): negative regulation of protein phosphorylation
Cellular component (GO): nucleus
Molecular function (GO): protein binding
Source: RefSeq, a predicted model, not a curated record